Messenger RNA from Besnoitia besnoiti, 1140 nucleotides. RefSeq names its product SAG-related sequence. NCBI's taxonomy places the organism in Eukaryota, Apicomplexa, Conoidasida, Eucoccidiorida, Sarcocystidae. Gene Ontology annotation, cellular component: membrane. The record is from RefSeq and is a predicted model, not a curated record. Bases 1 to 1140 code for a protein of 379 amino acids. The transcript has a single exon.
AUGGCUCCUGAGUUGGUUGUUUCCCGCGCGAGGGUGCCCCCGGUGCGCGCCGGGCCUUCGGUGCGCCGGGUGGUCUCGAAGUCGUCUCGAACCUCUCGAGUCGGACAAGCGUUCUUGGCCUUCAUCGCAGUAAUGCCUGCACUGGCGUACUACGCCCCUGUUUGGGUACGAGGAGAUGUAGGUGAGAGCACGGCGUCUACGUGUACGGAUGUGAACAAGCGGGCCCUGUGCUCGUGCGCCGCCAACGACAUGAACAACAAGCCGUUGCCAGUAACUCUCUCACAAACCAAAAACGAGCUGCAACUUCUCUGCAGUGACCCCUUGCAGUAUGUACCGGCCGGCCUGUCCAAAUCUCAGGUGUGUCCAGCUGAUGCAGACAAACUGACCCAAUGUCUGACCGAUCAGGGCACCGGCUACAUAGACAUAGCCACAGUACUUCACGGGAACCCGAAGGAUAUGGAGUGGAAAACCGAGAGCAAGGCAGGUGAAGGGUCUCCUAAGGUCCUGACAAUACCUCAAACCAGCUUCCCGUAUGACGACGAAUUCUUCGUUGUAGGAUGUUCAUCACAUUCAAGGGACACCUCAUCGAAAUGCCAAGUGAACGUGACAGUCGCGGCGAGGAAAACGACAAAACACGAACAAACUGUCACAUGCGCCUACGGCCAAGCCAGCAACCAAUCACAUCAACAGAUCACAAUAACGCCCUCACACAACGCCUUCACGCUCACCUGUGGCGAUCAAGGAGAAGUCCUUCCCACGCUGCACACGCAGACCUACUGCAUCAUCGGCGAAAAAACAGACGCAGAAGCGAAGUGCUCGGGCAGCUACGCUGAUGUCCUGCCCGGCUACGAAGAGACGUGGUGGAAGGCUGGAAACAGCAAGAACUCGUUUACACUAACAAUUCCAACCGACAAGUUUCCGAAGGAGAGUGCGACGAUCAUGGUGGGCUGCGGGAAGGCCAAGACGUCGACGUCAGAGCGCAUUGAGCCUGAGUCUGCGCUGAGUCCCAGUGUUUGCAGCGUUGACGUGACCAUUGAGGGCAGCGGAGUAGCGAGUGCAUCGUCGUUGGCGUUCACAGGUCUGACAGCUGCCCUCUCAGGGACAGUGACUAUAACUGCUUUAUGGGUUGAUUCAUUGUGA